Molecule: messenger RNA, 444 nt
Organism: Parnassius apollo (apollo)
Lineage: Eukaryota; Metazoa; Arthropoda; Insecta; Lepidoptera; Papilionidae
Source: the annotation of a GenBank genome assembly
AUGGAAAACAAACUUAAUAUUAUUUUCAAAACGUCACCACGUAUUACAUCGCAAGAUAGUAAAAACUUUGCUGAGCUGGCGUUAGGAAAUGAAACACCAUCAAGGGACUUCUGUUCUAGCGUCGACUUAAAUAGCGGUAACAAUUCUUUCGAAGAGGUUGUAGCCAGCUCUUCAGUGCAACCCACACUAAUGAAUGUAUCCGACAUCGUUAUUAUACCAGUAGAGAAUUUGCAACAAAAUGAGAGAAACAUAAAAAAGAAAAUAAAUACAAUGAAACAACAAUUUAAUCGCUUGGCUGAUAUACCACAAGCUAACUCAUCUCCCAACAACUUAAUGAUACUCAGAAAAUUAAACAAAGUUUUAAGUGAUAAUGAUACCACGGAACAAGCCAAAAACUUCGUUGCACAAAGAGUUAAACUUAAACUUUCAAGGUCGCAAACUUAG